GCUCUCUUUCUCUCUCCCGCUUCUUUAUUUUUCCGACUUGUCAGAUCUCCCUUUCCAUUCCCCCUAACCCCUCCGAUCCUCCAUCGCCGGCCGGCGGAUGUCCGCCUCGCGCGCUCCCCCCGCCGCCGCCGCCACCAACCCCUCCGACCAGAUCAUGCACUCUAUGAAGCGCCAACUCCCCUUCUCCUCCAUGAAACCGCCUUUCCUCGCCGCCGGCGACUACCACCGCUUCGCCCCCGACCACCGCCGGGCCCUCGACCAAGAACCGGAGGCCAUCGUCGUCAAGACUCCCCAACUGAAGCGAAAGAGUGAAGUGGCUGAUUUUGAAGCUGAUUCUGGCGAUAGGAUGACUCCCGGAUCUGCUGAAGCAGCUAAUAGUCCUUUUCAGACACCUGUUUCAGGAAAGAUGGGAAAGGGAGGCAAAUCCUCUAGGCUGACAAAAUGUAACAGGCCUGGAGCUCAAACCUCAGGCUCAAAUAUUGGUUCUCCAGCGGGCAAUAAUCUCACUCCUGCUGGUCCAUGUCGUUAUGACAGCUCUUUAGGUCUGUUGACAAAGAAGUUCAUCAAUUUGAUCAAACAAGCUGAGGAUGGUAUCCUUGAUCUGAAUAAAGCUGCCGAUACAUUAGAGGUGCAAAAGAGGAGAAUAUAUGAUAUAACCAAUGUUCUUGAAGGGAUUGGCCUGAUAGAAAAGAAACUCAAGAACCGAAUUCAAUGGAAGGGACUGGAUGUUUCAAGACCGGGGGAGGCUGAUGAUAGUUUUGCUAGUUUACAGGCAGAAGUUGAAAAUUUAACAAUGGAGGAGCACCGGUUAGAUGAGCAAAUAAGGGAGAUGCAAGAAAGACUGCGGGAUCUUAGUGAAGAUGAAAACAACGAAAAGUUGCUUUUUGUGACUGAGGAAGAUAUAAAGAAUUUGCCCUGCUUCCAGAAUGAAACCUUGAUAGCAAUUAAAGCUCCGCAUGGCACCACUUUGGAGGUCCCUGAUCCUGAUGAGGCUGUUGAUUAUCCGCAGAGGAGAUACAGGAUAGUCCUCAGAAGCACAAUGGGCCCAAUAGAUGUUUACCUUGUUAGUCAAUUUGAAGAAAAGUUUGAAGAGAUUAAUGGUGUUGAUAUUUCACCCAAACUUCCAUCCAGUCCAGAUGUUAACAAGCAUCAAUCAACGAUGGUCCCAGAGGAUAGAGGGAAGGACAUAGAAGUGCAGGGACAAGAAGUUCAAGGGCCCAGUUCAGAUUUUGCUGCCUCUCAGGAUUUCGUGAGUGGGAUCAUGAAGAUUGUUCCUUCAGAUGUUGCUAGUGAAUCUGAUUACUGGCUUUUAUCAGAAGCUGAGGUUUGCAUAACUGACAUGUGGAGAACAGAACCUGAAGUUGAAUGGAAUGAACUGGAUCCUCUUCAAGGAGAUUGUUGUAUUACUCGCGAGAACACUACGACCCCAAGUCAACCUUCAAAUGUAGCUGAAGUGUCUUCCGCGCCUAAACCUACUGUUGGAGGUUGAAGCUUCCGAAGGAUACAUUGUGAAUAUAAAAGGGAACGUGGUACUCCUUUCCUGCUGAGAACCUAUGACAUCCAGCCAUCUCCCUUUUGUAUCCUCUCUGCAUAGUCCUGGAGGUUGGAUUGAAGGUUCCAUGAAGAUGCUUUCUCAUGUUUCUCCAAGUAAAUAUUACAUAACCUAAGCGACCUUAGUUCAAGAAAAAAAUUCUUUCUGCUUUGCUGAACCCUUUGUAUAUUAUUGUAAGUCUUGGUUUCUAGUUUACUUAGCUCGAUGUCUUAUGUUUGGCAAGCAAUAAAAACACUUAGGAAUGCAAAUUGAAAGAGUUACGCUCCCGGUCAAUGUUAUAAUAACGUAUCACUAUUCGUCAAUUUCAAUUGUUGCAAUGCUUGCAAUUCAGCACUGUUGUUGAAAUGACAAAAUUUCAUCUGGGAGUCUA
This is a messenger RNA of Cajanus cajan (pigeon pea), 1922 nucleotides long. Lineage: Eukaryota; Viridiplantae; Streptophyta; Magnoliopsida; Fabales; Fabaceae. The record is from RefSeq and is a predicted model, not a curated record.